AUUAACUUCAGAUAUGCGUAGAUUGAUAGUCUGCGUCGAUGGCGCAUGGGAAGAUAGCACAGAUAGAGUUGGCGUUGAUUCAAAUAUUCUACACUUACUUAGGUCUAUUGAAAGUGUUGAUAAGAGAACGCGCCCAGCUACGAUGCAAUACGCUCAUCAUACAACCGCACAUUUCAGCAAUAGCUUAGUCUCACAGAUACUUGGCGUAGCUUAUCAGGGCUUCGCUAAUCUCCUUUUUGAACUCUAUUCGUUCAUUUCAAUGAAUUACAGCGAAGGCGAUGAGAUUUUCAUCUUUGGGUUUAGUAAAGGUGCUUAUAUGGCUCGUAUAUUGGCAGCUAUACUCAAUGAUGUUGGAGUUCUACCUCGUGAUGAUGUCAGACAGUUCUUUGUGAUACUCAAAGCAUACAUUGAUCGCAAGAACGGAGGAACACGAGUUGAUGAAGCCAAUAAUGUUUUAAAACCAUGGUUGCUUUCUUCACCUGAUAAUACGCGUCAUAAAGACCAACAAUUUAUUGUCAAAUGCCUCGGAUUAUUCGACUGCACGGUUCAGUCUUCAUAUAAACUACCAAUCAUAGGCUCGCGAGUUUCGAGUAUUAUUAAUAAACCAGAAUAUUGUUUUGGGUUACCGGACGCUCUUCUUGGACAUCGUAUCGAACAUUGUUACCAUGCACUCGCACUCAACGAGAAUAGAUCCAAUCUGCGAGAUCUACGUCUUGAACUCUCAAACACCGGCAGAGAGAAGGGUCAGAAGUGCAAACAAGUUUGGUUUACAGGCAGCAGUGGUGACAUUGGUGGAUCAUACUCUGUGAGGGAAUUGGCAGACUUGACAAGAAUCUGGAUGGCUGGUCAACUUGAUCCAAUUAUCUCUUUGAAUAAGGAAAUGCUCAAAGAGCAAUUCGCAAUGCCGGUUUUCAGAUGGGGUUUGCAACCACCGCAUAACCCUUAUACAUCGAAGUUGACAGCUUUAAUGCCGGUCAAACGCACACCUAAAUUUGUUACAGGAGGCACAGAGAAACUUCAUCCUAGUGUUCUAUCAGGGUCGUUCGAUCUAGCUGAACCACUGAUUGCAGCUAUAGAACGAAACACAGAUUUAAUUGAAGAAUUGAGUGCAUUGGAGGAUGAGGUAAUGAGAGAAUGGACAUUGUCUAACAAUCAUGACGCUGAUCAUCUUGAAAUUACCUACGCUAUCGAUCAUAAACACUUUGAUGAAGAGCAAGAUGAAACUAGGUUUCAAAAAUUUCUCUACCAGCUUCAAUUAAUCUUUGUUUAUAUCAUUUUAAUCUUUUUACGGAAAAUUGAGUUAUUAUUUGGAUUUUAUCAUAUCAAGUAGCAAUAGCAAGAAGAUUUUGUAAUUUUAGUUGUAAUAGCAAGCUAUGAAAUGUAUGGUUUACAAUCUAUUUAUUGCAUCGAAAUGAUCUAUUGUCUAUAUGCUGGGUACCUGCGAAACCAAUCCACAUAAAUUUUCAUACCGUUCUGAUGCAAC
Molecule: messenger RNA, 1483 nt
Organism: Wallemia mellicola CBS 633.66
Lineage: Eukaryota; Fungi; Basidiomycota; Wallemiomycetes; Wallemiales; Wallemiaceae
Exons: 6
Coding region: 14-1330 (438 amino acids)
Source: RefSeq, a predicted model, not a curated record